CUUCGACUGAAACGCCAACAUGACCUUUGAGCGAAGCGCUUACCGCCUCCUACCCCCUGACAAAGGACACCCACAAGCGCCCACACUGCUGGUGCUGCUCGUGCUGGUCGCCAACCUCCUCUUCUCCGGGUUCAUUUCGGGCUGGGCGUCCACGCAACUCUUCCUUAUCGACGAAGACCAAUACCACGACCGCUGUGAGAGUACGACGCGCUGCGCUGCGCAAGAGUCGCAGCUCUCACUCAUCUACGGCGUCGCACAGUUUACAACCACACUAAGCUCGUUCCCCGCAGGCCUCUUUCUCGACAAGGCUGGGCCAGUCGCCACCAGUCUUGUAGCCGGCGUGCUCUCGGCUACAGGCUUCGCGCUCAUGGCCGUCUCCGACUCGGUGACGUUCGAUGGCUUCAUCGAAGGCUACUGCCUUAUAGGCGUUGGUGGCACGCUCACGCUGCUCACGUCGUUCCAAGCCGGGUUCGUGCACCUUCCGUGGCAAACGCUCGUCCUCGCCGCGGCCAACUGCCUCUUUGAUGCGAGUGCUGUCAUGCCCUCGGUGCUCUAUGCGCUCCAUACCGCGCUCGGUGCGUCGCGGCAGACGCUGCUUCUGAUCUACGCGGGCCUUGCUCUGGCCGUGUACCCGCUGCUAGCCCUCUGCUGGCACCUCCACCGUGGCAACAAGGAGGUGAACGACGAGAAACGACUACUCGUACCUUCGUGGUCAACACAGCUCGUCUCGCGGUCCUUUGGCUUCCUCGCCGUCUUUGCCAGCGUGCACAACCUGCAGUCGGCUAUCUUUUUUGGCACCAUCAAUCGCAUUCUUGCGGUUGACGGGGAUCGAAGCCUCGUCUACACGCGCGCGUUUGGGUGGGUCCUCCCCGUUGGGUUUCUGGCGGUGCCGCUCUUGCACGCUGUCGUUCGCAAAUAUACGGUGCUCGGUGCGAUGACAAGCACUUCGCUGCUCUGCAUUGCGUACCACGUGCUGCUUCUGCUGCCGUCUCUAGAGCUGCAAGCCAUGACGUUUGUGGUAUUUACGACCUUUCGAGGCUUUCUCUACUCGACGGUCGCUGCCUUUGCUGCCGAUACCUUUGGCGUGGCGAGUCUCGGGUCGCUUCUCGGCGCGCUCUACUCUCUCUGCGCCCUCCUCGCUCUGAGCCAAGUCCCGAUUGUGGUCGCCGCCAACGCAACCCCCGCUGGGCACAACACAUGAACCUCGUCUCGUUGGCUACCGCCGUUAGCAUGCUCGCAGUCAUCGAGUGCUAUCGUCGAUAUCGCUCCGUCCAUCCUGUCAGCACCAAGUCCGAGGACCUUCUUACGUUGCCUUUGCUUUCUACGUGACUUUUUCGACCUUUUCUCGGAACUACAUAUGCGACGAGCCAUGUACUUGAGGCUAUAGGUAGAUGUAUAA
Molecule: messenger RNA, 1399 nt
Organism: Saprolegnia parasitica CBS 223.65
Lineage: Eukaryota; Oomycota; Saprolegniomycetes; Saprolegniales; Saprolegniaceae
Exons: 3
Coding region: 20-1201 (393 amino acids)
Source: RefSeq, a predicted model, not a curated record